AUUGCAUUGUGGUGGAGCUUUCCUUUCUAAGAAGUCACCUUUGUUAAAUUUUUGGGUGAUGUGUAUGCUGCAGGGAAGCUGUUCAUGCUAAGUCAGAGGAAUGCACAGCUGCAGUUGAGACACUUGCAGCUUUGGUGAGCUUGGGUGUAGUGAGGACAUCUGUGAAUAGAUCAUGGAUGGAUCUAACCCCAGAGCUGAAGCUCCUUCAAUGGAGCCCAGUGCCAAACUCUUUUGCUGUCGCAGUGUGAGGCGCUGCCUCCCUCUGGCUUACCGAGAGGAGCUCUACCACAUCCUGAGGAUGACUGGGCCCCUGCUUGUUUGCCGGUUCUUGAAUUUCCUUGUUUUCUUUGUGGUCACAAUGUUUUGUGGCCGCCUGGGGAACACUGUACUGGCAGGCUAUGGCAUGGCUUCAGCUACAAUAAAUAUAACCUCUGCAGCAACUGGAUUUGGGCUAACCUUGGCCUGUGAUACACUUGUUUCACAGACAUUUGGCAGUAAAAACCUGCUGCAUGUAGGAGUGAUACUACAAAGAGGCAUCUUGAUCUUGCUGCUCUUCUGUCUUCCCUGCUGGGGUGUGCUUAUAAACACACAGUCUUUCCUAGUCAUGGUGGGACAAGACCCUGAAAUAGCCAGGGUUGCCCAGAUUUAUGUUGAGGCGUAUCUUCCUGCUAUUCCAGCGAUAUUUCUAAACCAGCUGCAGGUGUCUUACCUCCAAAACCAGGGCGUGAUUCUUCCCCAAAUGUAUGCAUCUGUGAUGGCCAAUGUUGUGAAUCUGCUGAUCCACUACAUUUUGCUAUUUUGGUGGGAUCUAGGCCUACAUGGAUCUGCAGCAGCCAAUUGUUUGGCUCAGAUCUUUUCCUUUUUCUGUUUGUUUGCUUACAUUCACUUAAAGAAACUCCAUAUUAAGACUUGGGGAGGCUGGUCAUCAGAGUCACUACAGGACUGGGGUGGUUACAUGAAGUUGGCUAUUCCUAGUACACUUAUGUUAUGCUUUGAAUGGUGGAUCUACGAAAUUGGAGGCUUCUUAGCAGGAAUGCUGGGAGAAAUAGACUUGGCUGCUCAACACAUUGUUAUAAUGCUGGCUUAUAUAAACUACAUGAUCCCAGCUGGUUUACAAGGUGCAGCUUGUGUGCGUGUGGGUAAUGCACUAGGAGCUGGAGAUACAGCUGGAGCCAUCCUCACAAGCAAAGUUUCCCUAAUUUGUGCAGCUGUAUUGGCAGUAAUUCAGGGUGUGGUGCUGGGUGCAACAAAAUCAGUGAUUGGAUUUUUGUUUACUCCAGAUGAAGCCAUAGCAGAGUUAGUUUCUGAACUCAUGAGCAUCUACUGCCCCCUUCAAUUCUUUAAUGGGCUCUUGUGUGUUGGCAUGGGCAUAGUCCUGGGCACUGGAAAGCAGGGCAUUGCAGCCAUCGCUAAUCUAAUUGGGUAUUACUGCAUUGGACUUCCACUAAGUAUUGCUCUGACCUUCCCAGCCAAUUUACAAGUUGCUGGCUUUUGGUGGGGCCUUUUUAUUGCUGUCUUUUUGUUGUCAAUCUUUUUCAUUGUCAUCAUCUUUAAAUUGAACUGGAAGAAGUUAACAGAAGAGGCCAUUGAACGUGCUGGAGUAGGGAAGAGCAGAGGCGGAAUGCUCUCAGAGUUUAGAUCCAGCCGCCGGCUCUCUGAUAGCUUUUUCUUAGCACUCAGUAGUUUAGAGAAUCAGAAUGGCUAUACAGCCGUGAACUCUAAAGAUAUGGAUGAGGAACAAUGCACUUCAGUGGCUCAGGAGAGAUUGAAAGAAGCCCAGGAAGGAGUAAAAAAAGAAAAUCAACACUGUACCUUGCGGAAGAGAUCGAGUGUAACUCAGGAAGGAGAAGCGAGUAAACAAAAUCCACUCUCUACCUCUCAGCUCAUCAUCAGAAGAGGACUGACUGCCCUGACUGCUAUCCUUAUGCUCAGUGUUGGAAUGACUGCCCAUUUUAUCCUGCCUGUGCCUGAGGGUUCUUCAUUCACCAAUAGCACUUUGGAUUUUGAGAACUCCACUUUAUCAUCUUCCAUCACUACACAAAUGGCUUUUUAAGACUGGUGAAUCAUUGCUGAAUAAUAGUGGUUUCAUUUGGUAUUCAUCCUGCAUACCUUUUAACCACUCUUAGAGUUAUAUAAAGUACCAGGUUAAGAAAUGGUAUGUGGACAGUUUGCUUUUGACACCUGAGAAAGUUAUCAAUCUACAUGAAGUAGAAAUACUGUGAAAUACUAAGUAAUGGCAAAAAUAGUUCUUUCUCCAUCUAGAAAAAAAAUAACAAUUAAAUUGUGUUAGGUAGACUUCUUUAUAUUUGUUUUAGGUACACAUAGUAUAUGAAUAAUGGAAUGAA
Molecule: messenger RNA, 2345 nt
Organism: Clarias gariepinus (North African catfish)
Lineage: Eukaryota; Metazoa; Chordata; Actinopteri; Siluriformes; Clariidae
Gene: slc47a4
Product: solute carrier family 47 member 4
Exons: 18
Coding region: 173-2053 (626 amino acids)
Biological process (GO): xenobiotic detoxification by transmembrane export across the plasma membrane
Cellular component (GO): membrane
Molecular function (GO): antiporter activity; xenobiotic transmembrane transporter activity
Source: RefSeq, a predicted model, not a curated record